This is a messenger RNA of Erigeron canadensis, 648 nucleotides long. RefSeq lists its product as uncharacterized. Lineage: Eukaryota; Viridiplantae; Streptophyta; Magnoliopsida; Asterales; Asteraceae. The record is from RefSeq and is a predicted model, not a curated record. Bases 1 to 648 code for a protein of 215 amino acids. The transcript is spliced from 2 exons.
AUGGAUCCAUUAUCUUCAUCAUCUUCAUCAUCACCAUCGUCCGAAGAAAUUUAUUCAGCUUCAGAAUUUUCAAUUGCUUUGUCGUUUCUAAAUUUAUCCACGGGUAGUAGCCUACCUUUUUUGCAAAGUGUUCUUGACGCGGUUGAAGACGACACAGCAAGCUCAACCAAAACUCGCGCCUACAUCGAGCAGUUUUGGGAACGAGCUCACGAAACACUUAUGCAUGACUACUUUGUUGAAAACCCAAAGUUUGGCCCGGUUUGGUUUCGUGAAAGAUUUAGAAUGAGUCAAAGGUUAUUUUUAAAGAUUGUUACUGAUAUUGAGCAACGCGCGAUCAUCGAGUUAUAUCGUGACGAGUACUUACGUAGGGCGACUAGUCAUGAUGUUGCCCGGUUAUACAAAGCGCAUGAACGGAUACACAAGAUUCCGGGAAUGCUAGCAAAUCUUGAUUGUACGCAUUUUGUUUGGAGAAAUUGUCCUAAAGCGUUGAAGGGACAAUACAAGAUAGGUGAUCAUCCAUACCCAAUGGUUACGCUUGAAGUCGUUGCUUCUCAAGACUUGUGGAUUUGGCAUGCUUUUUUUGGUCCUCUAGGGUCGCUCAACGAUAUCAAUGUAUUGAAUCAAUCGACUUUAUAUAUGAGGGAGUGA